AUGUGGCUGCACAAGCUCCAGACAUCACAUCUCCAUUCCAGCCAACAGGAAGAGAAAGUGAUAACGGAGGGUGCCACACUCCACACGAGCGGUCCCGGCCAGGCACCUCCAGACCACGCCCCUGGCUGUGCCGAGUCUCAGGCAACGCCCGGAGGCUCCUGCCCUGCACCUGCCAGAGGCCGCCUUCCGGGCAGUGUCCCCGGCGCGCCGGGGACCCCGAGGAGCUUGGUACGUCCUCUUUUUUCCGCGCCUUCGAGAGGAGGUGGUCUCCCCGCUCUGCCUCGGUGGCUCUCGGCGCAGUUUGGGAAAAUCACCCAUUCCCAGGAAACGAUCCCAACACCACUCGGAGAGCGCCCGGACUGUGAGCGCCACCGGCUGGGGUGGGAGAAGGAACGCCGUAGGAAGCAGGCGGGAGGACGACUGACUGCUGGGAACAUCAGCAUCACUUCCCCGGCGAGCUCACACCUUAACUGUGCUGUUCAUCCUUACCUGUGCACUUGGCUAUGUGACUCUCCUGGAAGAAACACCUCAAGACACAGCCUACAACACCAAGAGCUUACUGGAGGUUUUGGCUGUGCGUUAGUGUGGUCUAUGAGCUGUUUCUCAUCUUUAUACUCUUCCAGACCGUCCAGGACGGCCGACAGUUCCUGA
Messenger RNA from Tupaia belangeri chinensis (Chinese tree shrew), 651 nucleotides. RefSeq lists its product as uncharacterized. The record is from RefSeq and is a predicted model, not a curated record. NCBI's taxonomy places the organism in Eukaryota, Metazoa, Chordata, Mammalia, Scandentia, Tupaiidae. The transcript is spliced from 5 exons. The coding region runs from base 1 to 651 and encodes 216 amino acids.